AUGCUUACGACACCUGUGAACCUGCCUAAGUGGCUUCAAGAAAACUCCCACCUCUUAAAGCCACCUGUUAACAACUACUGCGUUUAUAAUGGCGAUUUUACUGUUAUGAUUGUAGGAGGCCCCAACGCCCGCACCGACUACCACAUCAACGAGACGGCCGAAUGGUUCUACCAGCACAAGGGCGCCAUGAUGCUCAAGGUUGUCGACGACGGCGUCUUUCGUGACAUCAUCAUCCGCGAAGGGGAUAUGUUCCUGCUGCCGCCCAACACGCCACACAACCCAGUGCGCUUCGCCGACACCGUCGGAAUUGUGCUUGAGCAGAAGCGGCCAGCCAACUCGCUCGAUCGCAUGCGUUGGUACUGCCAAAGCGAAGGGUGCGCGGGGCAGAUCGUGCAUGAGGCAGCGUUCCAUUGCACCGAUCUGGGAACACAGAUUAAGGCGGCCGUGGAGGCAUUUAAGGGGGAUGAGGAGAAAAGGAGGUGUGAGAAGUGCGGGCAGUUGGCCGAUUGGUGUCCGAAGCCUGGAUCGAUUCAGGACCCGAACUUGGAGUGA
Messenger RNA from Dichotomopilus funicola, 552 nucleotides. RefSeq names its product 3-hydroxyanthranilic acid dioxygenase. The transcript is spliced from 3 exons. Gene Ontology annotation, cellular component: cytoplasm. NCBI's taxonomy places the organism in Eukaryota, Fungi, Ascomycota, Sordariomycetes, Sordariales, Chaetomiaceae. Gene Ontology annotation, biological process: 'de novo' NAD+ biosynthetic process from L-tryptophan; quinolinate metabolic process. The coding region runs from base 1 to 552 and encodes 183 amino acids. Gene Ontology annotation, molecular function: iron ion binding; 3-hydroxyanthranilate 3,4-dioxygenase activity. The record is from RefSeq and is a predicted model, not a curated record.